CGGCUGUUACGUGUCAAUACGGGGCACGGUGGAUUGUGGGAAUUCUGCCUAUGGCGGAACGGAGGGAUUGACAGGUCCUGCUCAAGGAGUGGGCAUGCUGCACGUUUGAGACGCAGUCACCGCUUUUGGGGGCGAUAGGAGUCUGCACGCUAAAGAGCGAAGAGUGAAGUCCUCGUUUCUUUGUUUGUGAAGAAAUAUCGCGAUCUGACAACAUGUCUGCCAGCACUAGCAGCCCGGAGGCCAUCAAGAAGCUGCUAGACAAUAUGCAAAGUGACCUGCGGGGCCUGUCUAUGGAGUGCAAGAAGAAGUUCCCUCCAGUGAAAGAGGCUGCUGAAUCUGGAAUUAUAAAGGUGAAAAACAUAUCUGCCAGAAGCCCUGACAUACUGACAGCCUUGAAGGAGAACAGUUCUGAAGUAGUUCAGCCGUUCCUCAUGGGCUGUGGAACAAAAGAACCGAAAAUCACUCAGCUGUGCCUUGCUGCUAUCCAGAGGCUCAUGUCGCAUGAAGUUGUGUCUGAGGCUGCAGCAGGUAACAUUAUCAACAUGUUGUGGCAGCUUAUGGAAAAUGGAUUGGAGGAAUUGAAGCUUCUGCAAACAGUUCUGGUACUGUUAACGACCAACACCGUGGUACACGAUGAUGCUCUGUCCAAGGCAAUAGUUCUUUGCUUUCGACUGCACUUCACAAAAGACAAUAUAACCAAUAACACAGCUGCGGCCACAGUCCGACAAGUCGUUACUGUUGUCUUUGAGAGAAUGGUGGCGGAAGAUGAGCGGUACAAAGAUGUUCCAGAACAGCCCGUUCCUGUCCCAGGAAACAGUAAUAGAAGAUCUGUUAGCACCCUAAAGCCAUGUGCUAAAGAUGCCUAUAUGCUCUUUCAGGAUUUAUGUCAGUUGGUUAAUGCUGAUGCACCGUAUUGGCUUGUGGGUAUGACAGAAAUGACACGCACAUUUGGUCUGGAACUUUUAGAAUCGGUUCUAAAUGACUUUCCCCAAGUGUUCCUUCAGCAUCAAGAAUUCAGUUUUCUUCUUAAGGAACGAGUGUGCCCCCUUGUCAUAAAGCUCUUCUCGCCAAAUAUUAAGUUCCGCCAAGGUUCCAGCAGCAACUCAUCCCCAGCCCCAGUCGAGAAGCCGUACUUUCCUAUAUGUAUGCGGUUGCUAAGAGUUGUGUCUGUCUUAAUUAAGCAGUUUUACAGCCUUUUGGUAACGGAAUGUGAGAUCUUCCUGUCUCUGCUGGUGAAGUUUCUGGAUGCUGAUAAACCUCAGUGGUUACGAGCCGUGGCAGUAGAAUCCAUACACAGACUUUGUGUACAGCCUCAGCUGCUUAGGUCUUUCUGUCAGUCCUAUGACAUGAAACAGCACUCUACAAAGGUUUUCCGUGACAUUGUGAAUGCCUUGGGCUCGUUUAUUCAAUCUCUCUUCCUUGUGCCAAGUGCUGGAAGUACAUCAAACCCAACGAACCAGUCAGCUGGCUCUAGUUCCAUUGCUCCAGCUUCAAAUCAGUCAACAACAGGAAUAGCAGCAGCGAGUGGAAAUGUGACUGUCCUUCCUGCUUUUGAAUACAGAGGCACCUGGAUACCUAUCCUGACCAUUUCAAUUCAAGGCAGUGCUAAGGCAACCUAUUUGGAAAUGCUGGAUAAGGUGGAGCCUCCAAACAUCCCUGAAGGUUACGCCAUGUCUGUAGCCUUUCAUUGCCUAUUAGAUCUUGUCCGUGGGAUUACCACCAUGAUUGAAGGCGAGAUCAGUCAGGCUGAAACGGACUCCCAUACCUCAGCAGAGGAGACCCUGUCGCAUACAAAACCGAGUGAUCAACAAGACCCUGCAACUCGAUCUGAUCCAGCUGAGACAGAGCCAGUUGGUAGAGCUGUUUGGGAAGAAAUGAUUAAUGCGUGCUGGUGUGGCCUGCUUGCAGCUUUAUCACUCCUACUUGAUGCAAGCACAGACGAAGCUGCUACCGAAAAUAUCCUGAAGGCUGAGAUGACAGUGGCGUCUCUGUGUGGAAAGUUAGGGCUUGUGACACCUAGAGAUGCCUUCAUAACCGCCAUUUGCAAAGGUUCCUUGCCACCUCACUACACUCUCACUGUGCUGAACAGCUCCUCUGCAACCCUAUGCAACAAAUCUUAUUCCAUUCAGGGGCAAAACGUUCAGAUAAUAAGUCCAUCAAGUGAGUCUCAUCAGCAAGUAGUAGCCGUGGGGCAACCACUAGCUCUACAACCUCAAGGCACUGUCAUGCUUACAGCUAAAAAUAUCCAGUGUAUGCGCACCUUGCUGAACCUGGCACAUUGUCAUGGAGGAUUUUUGGGGACCUCGUGGCAGCUUGUCCUUGCAACGCUUCAGCACCUUGUAUGGAUACUUGGAUUAAAACCCAGUACUGGUGGAGCGCUAAAACCUGGAAGAGCCGUCGAAGGGCCUAGCACUGUUCUAACUACUGCUGUUAUGACAGACCUGCCUGUUAUCUCCACAAUCCUCUCACGGCUGUUUGAAAGUUCACAGUACUUGGAUGAUGUGUCGCUUCAUCACCUGAUCAAUGCCCUGUGCUCAUUGUCACUCGAGGCCAUGGACAUGGCGUAUGGGAACAACAAGGAGCCAUCCCUUUUUGCUGUUGCAAAGCUGCUGGAAACUGGUCUGGUGAACAUGCACAGAAUUGAGAUUUUGUGGAGACCUUUGACUGGCCAUCUUAUAGAGAAGGUCUGCCAGCAUCCAAAUGCCAGAAUGAGGGAAUGGGGAGCUGAAGCAUUAACUUCUCUAAUCAAAGCUGGACUAGCCUUUAAACACGAACCAUUACUGUCACAAAACCAGAGAUUGCAAUUACUGCUGCUAAAUCCCUUGAAAGAACUCUCGACUAUAACCCACCACGAUAUUCGCCUCAGGCAGUUGGAGUGUGUGUUACAGAUCCUGCAGAGCCAGGGAGACAGUCUUGGGCCUGGCUGGCCACUUGUGCUCGGAGUUAUAGGAGCAAUCCGAAAUGAUCAAGGAGAAUCUUUAAUAAGGACUGCAUUCCAGUGCCUUCAGCUGGUUGUUACAGAUUUCCUUCCCACAAUGCCUUGCACUUGCCUACAGAUAGUUGUUGAAGUAGCAGGAAGCUUUGGGCUUCAGAAUCAAGAAUUAAACAUUAGCUUAACAUCGAUUGGGUUACUGUGGAAUAUCUCAGAUUACUUUUUCCAGAGAGGGGAAAUAAUUGAAAAGGAACUUAACAGGGAAGAAGACAUCCUACAGAAGCAGGCAAAAGAGAAAGGAGUGACCUUAAACCGACCCUUCCACCCAGCACCACCGUUUGAUUGUCUGUGGCUUUGUUUGUAUGCCAAACUGGGAGAACUAUGUGUAGACACGCGCCCUGCUGUCCGGAAAAGUGCGGGCCAGACCUUGUUCUCUACUAUAGGAGCCCAUGGAACUCUGCUUCAACACGCAACAUGGCACACGGUCAUAUGGAAGGUUCUGUUUCAGCUAUUAGAUCAGGUCCGAGAGUCCUCUACAACGGCUGAUAAAGAGAAGAUCGAGUCAGGAGGUGGCAAUAUCCUGAUCCAUCACUCCAGGGACACAGCAGAGAAGCAGUGGGCUGAAACUUGGGUACUUACUCUAGCCGGUGUGGCCCGAAUAUUUAACACAAGGAGAUACUUGCUCCAGUCUCUAGGUGACUUUUCCAAGGCUUGGGAUGUCCUUUUGGAUCAUAUUCAGUCGGCAGCUCUCAGUAAAAACAAUGAAGUCUCCUUAGCUGCGCUGAAAAGUUUCCAGGAAAUCCUGCAAAUCGUUACCCCAACUAGAGAGCCUGACAGGCCCGAACCAUUGCCUGGAAUAACCGUAACUGUGCCUGGUCUGGUCGGGCCUGUUACUGCAGCAGGACCAGGGAGACCUUUAGUGAGGGCCGAUUCCACAGCAGAAAGACUCAACAGUUACAAUAGCAGCGAACAGCCCAUCACUAUGGAUGAGAUUGAAGACGCUUCUCUUUGGUGGGCGGCUUGGAACACCUGGUAUAGGAUCGGCUCGGAGAGCACAAAGCCACCGGCUACUUGUGACAAACUUACAUUUAUCCCAAGCCAGCCUUUCCUUACAGCUUUAAUUCAGAUUUUCCCAGCACUUUAUCAGCAUAUCAAAACGGCUUUUAGCAUGGAUGACCUACAAAAGCUGGGGAUUAUAUUACACGGGGCUGUAUCAGUGCCUAUAAGUUCAGACGCCUCUCCUUUCAUCCUUCCCUCCUAUACUGAGGCGGUGUUGACGAGCUUGCAGGAAUCUGUGCUCACCGCUUUGGAUGUCCUACAAAAGGCAAUCUGUGUAGGCCCCGAAAACAUGCAGAAUAUGUACCCAGCAAUCUUCGACCAGCUCUCUGCGUUUGUACAGUUCUCCUGCAAACCUCCUCAGUAUGGAAAGCUGGAAACCAAGCACAUAGCAAAUGCCAAAUACAAUCAGAUCCAACUAUUUGCGCCGGCAGAAUGGGUCGCUCUAAAUUAUGUACCUUUUGCAGAGAAAUCCUUAGAAGUUAUGGUUGACCUGUACCAAAAAACGGCUUGUCAUAAAGCAGUGGUGGGUGAAAAAGUACUGCAGAAUGUGAUUAAGACUUUAAGGGUACCGUUGAGUCUGAAGUAUGCCUGUCCUUCAGAAAGCACGUGGAAGCUGGCAGUGUCCUCUCUGCUUAAAGUGCUCUCUGUUGGGUUACCUGUAGCACGGCAGCAUGCGUCAUCUGGGAAAUUUGAUGGCAUGUGGCCAGAACUGGCCAGUACAUUUGAAGACUUCUUAUUUACUAAAAGCAAAGCGCCUGACAAUCUUUCGAUUGAAGAGUUUCAAAGAAAUGAGAGCAUUGAUGUUGAGGUGGUACAGCUCAUCAGCACAGAGAUCCUGCCGUACGCCAACUUUAUUCCGAAAGACUUUGUGGGUAAAAUCAUGACUAUGCUUAACAAAGGCUCCAUACAUUCACAGUCAUCAUCCUUCACUGAAGCUGAAAUAGAUAUUAGGAUGCGAGAAGAGUUUUCAAAAGUGUGCUUCGAGACUCUACUCCAGUUCUCGUUUAGCAAUAAAGUAACAACUCCGCAGGAAGGAUAUAUCUCCAGAAUGGCUCUCUCUGUGCUCCUAAAGAGGUCUCAAGAUGUUCUGCACCGUUACAUAGAUGAUGAAAGGUUGAGUGGCAAAUGCCCCCUACCCAGGCAGCGUGUAACAGAAAUCAUAUUUGUUCUAAAGGCAGUCAGCACCCUCAUAGAUUCACUUAAGAAAACCCACCCAGAUAAUGUUGAUGGUAACACCUGGGAGCAAGUGAUCUCCUUGUACCCAACCUUAGUGGAAUGCAUCACGUGUUCAUCCUCAGAAGUUUGUACAGCUCUCAAAGAAGCUUUAGUUCCGUUUAAGGACUUCAUGCAUCCACCAGCAGCCAAGGUGCAGAACGGAGAGUCUUGACCACUUCAAAUGGAUGAAGCAGAUGAAGCCCCAAUGAAUGUUUCCUCCUAAGUGAAAUUAUUUUUCAAAAGGACAACUUUUCAUGGACAUCACUGAGCAGCCAAACCUGGCCUCCUUUUUAAAAUUCGAAUAAGCUUGUUCAUUCAUUAGUGCAAGCUUGCACCUCAAUAAAUGUUCAGUAGCUGUGUGGGUGUUUCUGAAUUUAAAAUAAUUAGAUGAAGUAAAUUAUUAUUUUGCCUUGAAGCUGGAGAGUUGAGGCAAUGUGUGAUGGUGGGCAGAUACAAAUGGCUGUUUGAUGUGUUAAGCAAAGUAUUACUUUUUGGUCAAGCUUGGUCAAGAUCCCAUUGAAAGUACAACCUGUACUUUCUUUUAUGCAAGAUAAUACUUUAACAUUCCAUAUUUUUGUUAGCAGCCUUUGUAAACCAAUUAACUGACAUAUUUGUGUGUAAAAUAAAUGGUACAGUUCUGUAAUCGAUUGUCCCAUUUAUUAUUUGAAAUCAUUUUUGGUACUGGCAGUGUUCAAUCGCACAAUGAAAUAUUUGUAGCAAUUUUUAAUGGGUGCGUAUUGUGAUCCAUAUCUGUGAACACGCACUUAUUCUCAUAAAUAUAUUAAUUUGAAUGUAUUUUGUUUGCAUUUGAACUGCAGUGUUUCAUGAUAUGAAUAUUAAAAGCACAAUGACCCAGUA
Spea bombifrons (plains spadefoot toad) is the source of this 6064-nucleotide messenger RNA. RefSeq names its product MON2 homolog, regulator of endosome-to-Golgi trafficking (gene MON2). Lineage: Eukaryota; Metazoa; Chordata; Amphibia; Anura; Pelobatidae. The transcript is spliced from 35 exons. The record is from RefSeq and is a predicted model, not a curated record. Bases 213 to 5378 code for a protein of 1721 amino acids.